Molecule: messenger RNA, 858 nt
Organism: Spodoptera littoralis (African cotton leafworm)
Lineage: Eukaryota; Metazoa; Arthropoda; Insecta; Lepidoptera; Noctuidae
Source: the annotation of a GenBank genome assembly
AUGACAUACAUUAAUCAUCUUGCAGGAACCCUGAAAGAUGAUACCCAAAGAAAUCUACAAAUACUAAAGCAUCGUAUUGAUCUGAUAGAUAAUUUGCCAAAUUCUUUCGAUCCGAGAGACAAAUGGUUGAAAUGCACGUCUUUGAACGAAAUCAGAGAUCAGGGCGCUUGUUCUAGUUGCUGGGCUUUAGGUGCAGUGGCAGCGAUGACUGAUCGAUACUGUAUAUUCUCAGAGGAGAAAAAACAGUUUCAUUUCUCUGCCGAGGAUUUGAUUAGCUGUUGUGAAACUUGUGGACUGGGAUGUGUUAAAGGACUUCAUAUAGCGGCUUGGAUAUACUGGACAAGGCUCGGACUUGUGUCAGGAGGCAAUUACAACUCGAGUCAAGGCUGCAAACCCUACAAUAUACCACCAGGAGAAAAUUACGUGACCGAAGAGUUGUCACCUUUAGGCCGUAUAGUUGAUAUAUCGCAAUGUUUGACGUUCUGUGACCCCAGUUACAACGUCGCAUAUCGGGAUGAUAAACGAUAUGGUGAGAGAGUCUACCUUCUAGAACGUAAUGAGAAUCAGAUAAGAAUUGAACUAUUUUGCAACGGACCCGUAGAGGGUGUAAUGGAAGUUUUUACAGAUUUCCUCAAUUACAAACACGGGGUUUACAAUUAUACAGAAGGUGAGUCAAUAGGUCACCAUGGAGUUAAAAUUAUGGGCUGGGGAGAGGAGCACGGCCACAAAUAUUGGCUGGUAGCUAACUCUUGGGGCAAAGAUUGGGGUGACGAAGGUUUCUUUAAAAUUCUUCGCGGAGUAAACCAUUGUGGUAUUGAGGAGUCUAUAGUCGCGGGUGAACCGAUAAUAACAGUUUGA